UGCGCACUCGGCCGCCUCUUGUGCGCAUCGCGGUCUGAGCUGCCUUCUCGCCUCCGCUGCUCCGGAGCCAAGCCCUGCACCCGCGGCUGCUGAACCCCGGUAGGACGAGCUCUCCUGUGCUGUCUACACCCGCGCCCCUUCCCACUGCACAGGUCAGGGAAGGUGACUAGGGCGCCUGACCUGGGACAAGAGGCAAACGGGGUCUAGAAGAUGAACAGACCAGCCAUUUUCCACUGACUGGCAGGGAUGGCAUUCACUGAUAGAGUCCAAAGCAGUGGCAGCAGCUUGUACAAUGAAGACAGAAACCUGCUUCGAAUUAGAGAGAAAGAGAGACGCAACCAGGAAGCUCACCAAGAGAAGGAGACAUUUCCUGAAAAAAUCCCCCUUUUUGGAGAACCUUACAAGACAGCAAAAGGUGAUGAGCUGUCCAGUCGGAUACAGAACAUGUUGGGAAAUUAUGAAGAAGUGAAGGAGUUCCUUAGUACCAAGUCCCACCCUCAGUGCUUGGAUGCUUCUGAAAAUAGGUUGGGAAAACCAAGAUAUUCUUUAUUUCCUGACAAGGGGAGCAGCAUUCCAUCCAACUCCUUCCAUACCAGUAUCCACCACCAGCCCAUUUACACUCCCGCCUCGGGACCACUUCCUGUUGGUAACAUUAGCCACAAUCCAAAGAUAGCACAGCCAAGAAUGGAACCAUUGCCAAGUCUCCAUGCCAAAAACUAUGGCCCACCAGACAGCCAGCACCUGAUCCAGGACCGUCUUGGACAGGAGGGAUACAGCUCUAGUCAUCACAAAAAAGGUGAUCAUAGAGCUGAUGGAGACCAUUGUGCUUUAACAAUAGACUCGGCUCCAGCAAGGGAGCUCUCUCCCUUGAUUUCUUCUUUGCCUUCCCCAGUGCCCCCUUUGUCACCUAUACAUUCCAACCAGCAAACUCUUCCCAGGAUGCAAGGAAGCAGCAAGGUUCACAGUAGUAGCAAUAACAAUAAAGGCUACUGCCCAACCAAGUCUCCCAAGGACCUGGCGGUGAAGGUUCAUGAUAAUGAGACCCCUCAAGACAGUUUGGUGGCAGUUGUCAGCCAUGGGGUAGCCCCUCCCCAGCCACCUUCUCAGACAUUUCCACCCCCCUCCCUCCCCUCAAAAAGUGUUGCAAUGCAGCAGAAGCCCACAGCUUAUGUGAGGCCCAUGGAUGGUCAAGAUCAGGCUCCAAGUGAGUCCCCUGAGCUGAAACCACUGCCGGAGGAGUACCGGCAACAGAACUUUGAAAGAACAGACUCAAAAGUGCCUGCUGAAGCCAAGCUCACCAAACUGAAGAUGCCUUCGCAGACAGCUGAGCAGACGUACUCCAAUGAAGUCCAUUGUGUUGAAGAAAUUCUAAAGGAAAUGACCCAUUCAUGGCCUCCUCCUUUGACAGCAAUACAUACGCCUAGUACAGCUGAGCCAUCCAAGUUUCCUUUCCCUACAAAGGAUUCUCAGCAUAUCAGUUCUGCAACCCAAAACCAAAAACAAUAUGAUGCACCUUCAAAAACUCACCCUAAUUCUCAGCAAGGAACAUCCAUGCUUGAAGAUGACCUUCAGCUCAGUGACAGUGAGGACAGUGAUAAUGAACAAACUCCAGAGAAGCCUCCUUCCUCAUCUGCACCUCCAAGUGCUCCACAGUCGCUUCCAGAACCAGUGGCAUCAGCACAUUCCAGUAGUGCAGAGUCCGAGAGCACCAGUGACUCAGACAGCUCCUCAGACUCGGAGAGUGAGAGCAGUUCAAGUGACAGCGAGGAGAAUGAGCCCCUAGAAACCCCAGCUCCUGAGCCUGAACCUCCAACAACAAACAAAUGGCAGUUGGACAACUGGCUGACCAAAGUCAGCCAGCCUGUGGUGCCUUCCGAGGCCCUGGGGAACACAGAGCUCCCCCGUCGGCGCCAGGAAAGCAAGGGUGGCAGCGAGAGCACCGCAAGUCAAGAGCAUUCUGAGUCCAAAGAUCCUCCCCCGAAGAGCUCCAGCAAAGUCCCCCGGGUCCCUUCUGAAGGCCCCCACCCUGGAAAGAGAACCUGUCAGAAGUCCCCUGCACAACAGGAACCCCCACCUAGGCAAACUGUUGGAACCAAACAACCCAAAAAACCUGUCAAGGCCUCUGCCCAGGCAGAUUCUCGGGCCAGCUUGCAGGUGGAAAGUGAGCCAGGACUCCUUCCCUAUGGCUCAAAGGACCAGACCUCCAAAGAUAAGCCCAAGGUGAAGACGAAAGGCAGGCCCCGGGCUGGGGGCAGCAGAGAGCCCAAGCCUGCAGUGCCAGUCCCCAGUGAGAAGAAGAAGCACAAGAGCUCCCCGGCACCCCCCUCCAAGGCGCUCUCAGGCCCAGAACCCACGAAGGACAGUGUGGGAGACAGGAGCCCUGAGCACUUUGCUCUUGUCCCCCUGACUCAGAGCCAGGGCCCGCCCCAUAGUGGUGGUGGUGGCAGGACUAGCGGCUGCAGGCAAGCAGUGGUGGUCCAGGAGGACAGCCGCAAAGACAGACUCCCAUUGCCUUUGAGAGACACCAAGUUGCUCUCACCGCUCAGGGACACUCCUACCCCACAGAGCUUGAUGGUGAAGAUAACCCUAGAUCUUCUCACUCGGAUUCCCCAGCCACCCGGGAGGGGGAGCCGCCCAAAGAAACCGGAAGAUAAACAGCUGCCUGUAGGGAAGAAGCAGGACUCUGAGAAGAGAAGCUCAGACAACUCCAGCAAGUUGUCCAAAAAGAGAAAGAGCGAAACAGAAAGAGACUAUGAUAACAAAAAAAUCAGACUGGAGAAAGAAGCCAAAUCACAGUCCUCUUCAUCCUCAUCCUCCCACAAAGAAUCUUCUAAAACAAAGACACCUAGGCCCUCCUCAGAGCCCGCAAAACAGGAAAUGCUUCCCCCUCCACCUGUGUCGUCCUCAUCCUCGUCCUCCCAAAAACCAGCCAAGCCAGCACACAAGAGGUCAAGGCAGGAAGCAGACAUUUGUGGCCACGACCCUCCCAAAAGUGCCAGUAGUACCAAGAGCAACCAUAAAGACCCUUCCGCUUCAAAGCACAGAAAAGUACAGGGGAAAGGCUCUGGAAGCUCCGCUGAACACAAAGGAUCUUCUGGAGACACUGCAAAUCCUUUUCCAGUGCCUUUUUUGCCAAAUGGUAACUCUAAACCAGGGAAGCCUCAAGUGAAGUUUGACAAACAGCAAGCUGAUUUUCACAUGAGGGAAGCCAAAAAGUUGAAGUGCAAAGCAGAGUCAAUGACGGACAAGGUUGGAAAGGCCUUCAAGUACUUGGAAGCCAUCCUGUCCUUUAUCGAGUGUGGGAUUGCCAUGGAGUCUGAGAGUCCGGCCUCCAAGUCCGCUUAUUCAGUGUACUCAGAAACUGUAGAUCUCAUUAAAUUCACAAUGUCAUUAAAAUCAUUCUCAGAUGCCACAGCACCAACACAAGAGAAAAUAUUUGCUGUUUUAUGCAUGCGUUGCCAGUCCCUUUUGAACAUGGCAAUGUUUCGUUGUAAAAAAGACGUAGCAAUAAAGUAUUCCCGUACUCUUAAUGAACACUUCAAGAGUUCUUCCAAAGUGGCCCAGGCCCCUUCUCCAUGCAUUGCAAGAAGCACAGGCACACCAUCCCCUCUGUCCCCAAUGCCUUCUCCUGCCAGCUCUGCAGGGUCCCAGUCAAGUGCUGGCAGUAUGGGGAGCAGUGGAAUGACUGCCACAAUCAGUACUCCAGUCACCAUCCAGAACAUGACCUCUUCCUAUGUCACCAUCACGUCCCACGUCCUUACCGCCUUUGAUCUUUGGGAACAGGCUGAAGUCCUUGCAAGGAAGAAUAAAGAAUUCUUUGCUCAACUCAGCACAAAAGUAUGCACCUUGGCCCUCAACAGCAGUCUGGUGGACCUGGUGCACUAUAUAAGACAGGGUUUUCAGCGGCUCAAACAAGUAACCAAAACACCUUAAUGGAAACCCAAGUUGACUCCAUGCCUUGGGGACUUUUUUUUUUUUUUUUUUUUUUUUUGCACAUUGGAAGCGUAAAAAACAGUCUCGACAUUUGUCUCAUCAGGAUAUCAAACUCAAGAAGAGAAGCAGCAUAAGAUGGCCAGGAGGUUUGUCCACAUAAACUCUCAAGAGUCGUGUUAUCAUUGGGUGGACACUAUGGUUACACAGAAGCAGAGAUGGAGGUCAGCCCCAGAGAUGAUCUUGCCUUUCCUAACUACAGGAUAAAAGUGCAAUGUAGCCUAAUGGGCAUGUGAAUGGUCUAGAAACAUUUCUGUGGUCUUUUGUUUUUGUUUUUUAACCAGUAGGAUGGAUGUAAGCUGCAAGUGAAAUGAGGAACAAUGUCAAUUCUGAAAGCAAAUUCACAUCAUCUCAGUAACCAUACUAAGUCCAUUCACAGAAGAAAAUUUUUUUAAACAUUGAUUUUUGGUGAAGGGUUUUGUGGAUGAUUUGUUUUAAAAAAAUUUAAGUUCUGAGGGAAACUUGUUUAACAGAUUCUAAUGGCCAUCUGUAAAAUGUAAGUUGUGAAGGACUCCACUGUACCCCACUUUCUGCCAGUGAACAGUGACUUUGAUAAUACCAAGUAUUGUCAUAGUGUAUGAAACUGAAGGCAACCCCCUCCCAUUGCCCUGUGUACUGCGCGUUCACCCCAGCUCAGAUUCCUGACUGUGCUGAAAUGAACCCACGAUCCACGUCACGCAACGGAGGAAGAACAAGUGCGCAUGGGAGCCACCUCGAGAGUCACUUGAGGCUGACUCCUGGAGGACUUGGCGCUGCCAUCCCCACUCUUGUUUCCUUGAAGGGUUCUAGCUAACAAGGUGGUCUCCAUUGAUCAAAUUCUGUAUUUCCUAACUUGGGGAAGAAGGGAACAACAUUUAUACCUGACCAGAUGGCUAACGUGCUUUUUGAUUCUUGUUUUAAGUAGAGAUGGAAUUUGAGGUGCUGAUCGGUGGUCUACAGCUAUGUGGUAACUCAUGUCUAAUCAAUUCAGUUUUGUCAGUGAAGAAAAAUGAUAUCUACUUCGUAGAGAGGCUAUAUUUUUCUGCUACAAAUUAUUUUAUAUUUAUAGCAAAACUAAACUUUGUGAGCCCUUGAUUGCCUAGGGGAAAUUGACUCCCUGAGAGAAUGUGGAGAUGUGGGGAUUAAGUAGAUUUCUAAAAAAAUUGUCACCACAUGCCUUCACUCCAGAGUGUUCUCAGACAACUAGAUUUGAAUAGGUUGAAGAGGGAACUGUGGCCUUCCUCUAAGUUAAUGUCAUACUGUCUGCAUUAAACCAGGUUCGUUUUGAAUGGCCUAAAAUGAAAGAACACAAUCAGAAUUCCCACAUGCCCACAAGCACAGAUUGCUUUUUGAAAUUUUGAAGGUUGUUAUUGGAAAUACUCUUUUGAGUGCAGUGUUUUUAAAAACCAGUUCUUUUUUAUCCCUUUUAGAAAGUAGAAUUUGCUCAUGUGUUAAAAUUGAGGAGUGAGCUUCAUCUGUGCAACUAAUUGGUUUCCUUUUCUCCCCUGUUACCCUGUUCUGCACCUCUACACAUUGUUCCCUACCAAGCACGUUUCAUGUUUUUUGUAUUUAUUAGUGAAGGGAGAACCAUUUUUAUUUAUAGUGAAGACGCCCAAGGUCUCUCUGAUGAAUACUAGGACUUUCUGGUUUCAUAAACAUGUAAAGGGAUGUGUAGAUGCUGGAGCCAUGCUGACUUUUCAGUUUAAAAUUGUGUGAAGCUGCCCCCUGGUCUCUCCUCCAGCCUGUUCUUUGAUUGCUAACUAGGUUAAAGCCAGAGAAUGACAGUGGAGUUAAUAUCUGAGCGUUAAACCUUGAUGUGUGAUGUGUGAUCCUGACGAAGCAGUUUCCUUUACUGAUGUUCUGAAGCAAAGCUAUUGUUUUUUUAAACUACUAGAGAGCCUGUUGUUAUAUGGACAAUAAUUGCCUGGUAGGUUGUAAGGCCUGGCAUUGUGUUUCCUCCUUGUAUGGAGGGGACAAGGCACUAGAAUCAGCAAGAUCACUUAAAAUCCUUCUGUCUUAACUCCCCUUCCCCAUCUGCUGUGUCAAGCCACCUGUCAAUGGUGAAGGGUUCUGUUCUUUAUGACAGGUUCUGAUCUAUGCGGGUUGUACCAGAG
Messenger RNA from Marmota flaviventris (yellow-bellied marmot), 6083 nucleotides. It is a transcript of the gene Aff1, whose product is annotated as ALF transcription elongation factor 1. Gene Ontology annotation, biological process: regulation of gene expression. Lineage: Eukaryota; Metazoa; Chordata; Mammalia; Rodentia; Sciuridae. The record is from RefSeq and is a predicted model, not a curated record. Gene Ontology annotation, cellular component: nucleus; super elongation complex.